UGCCAUGGCUAAAGAUACGUCACUGUUAAACUUUUGUUUACAUCACGUGAUAGUCAUGUGAUCAAUAGUAAAACCUUUCAGCUGAUUGCACCAUACAACAAUUUACGUAGAUUCAGCAGUUUAAAAGAAUAUUCUAUAAUACAUCCUUGAUUACAACAAAUAUGGAUCCUGAAUCGUGUUUAUACCAUAAAGAUAAAGAUGCCUUUAACAGUUUACAGAAGCAGCUUCAGAAAUGUGGUUGGUUACCACGGAAAUGUGUUCAUCGACUUGCCAUGGCUGUGUGUGCUUGCAGGAAACACAAAGGUUCUUUGCCAAGUAGAGAUGAAUUUCUAGAAAAUCGGGACAAGCUGCAAAAGCACCUGGAGGAUGAGAGGGAUUCUCUACCAACACAGUUACUUUCUUGCAUAGAACACUGUCUAAAUACAGCUUCAGAAACAGACUAUAGUUACUCUCAGUUCAUAGCUGUGCUGACAAAAGCAAAACUCGGAGACAAUAGCAUGCUUUCAAGAGCCGUUUUAUCAACAAAUUCAAAGAUUUCCGAGCGUGAUUUACAGAGAGAAAUUAAUCGCAAGAAAAAGUUGACAGCACAUCAAAUAGAGAUUAUUAAGAACAAAAAGAAGAAGAAGAUGAACUCGGGUUUGGUGAAAUUACAAUUGUUUCCAGGCAAUUUCUUGAAACUUAAAUUAGACUUUGUCAAAGAGAUGAAGGGGUUUAUUGAACCCCAGAGUAAAAUGAAUAACGCAAACUUUGAAAAUAAAACACUAGAAACAUGGGUGAAAGUAUGGGGAGACCCAUCAAAUAUAAAAUCACUAGCAGAUAGGCUAAAGGAAGAAGCAAAAGUUGUUCAGGAGAGAAUGGACAAUGAAUGGAAGGUAAUGUAAUUUACUUAGUUUAUG
This is a messenger RNA of Ruditapes philippinarum (Manila clam), 896 nucleotides long. RefSeq lists its product as uncharacterized. Bases 162 to 881 code for a protein of 239 amino acids. The record is from RefSeq and is a predicted model, not a curated record. The transcript is spliced from 3 exons. NCBI's taxonomy places the organism in Eukaryota, Metazoa, Mollusca, Bivalvia, Venerida, Veneridae.